CUUGGGGAUGGACUUGACAAGGGGAAGGGGAAGGAAGAGCUGGAAGGCGCGGAGAGGAAGAAAGCGAGAGCUGAGGAGUCACAGUAUCCGCUUGGCGUUUAUGAGCCCCACACAGGACUGGUGCAUUGUAUGUAUAUCUCUACUACUUUUUCCCCCUGUUUUUAUUUUGUUUUCUCUAGAUCGCGCAGACACGCAACCUACUCGCUGUCACUGGGAACAAAUUGGACAGCGGAAGAUGCUUCGGGGAACGAAGGCAGGAAAUGGCGCUUGGGCGCUUGCGUGGGUCGAUACACACAUUGAACUGCCCACACCGGAAGAGGCAGAUCCAUAUGCACAAACGAGAGCAGAAAUUUUGGAGGCAGUAAGGGAGACGUGUUAG
Messenger RNA from Suillus subaureus, 379 nucleotides. RefSeq lists its product as uncharacterized. Bases 8 to 379 code for a protein of 123 amino acids. The transcript has 2 exons. NCBI's taxonomy places the organism in Eukaryota, Fungi, Basidiomycota, Agaricomycetes, Boletales, Suillaceae. The record is from RefSeq and is a predicted model, not a curated record.